AUGCUGAAAUUAACGCUCUUCAUCGCAGCCAUAGCGUCGGUACACGGCCAGUGCUUGGACAAGGAUGUGUCUAAGGCGAAUCCAGAAUCCCGAAUAGAUUUAUAUAAGGGCCAGCUGCACUUCACAUUGGACCUCUUUAAUUCCAUAAACAAAGCUGUGCCGGAAGAUAAUAUAUUUUUCUCACCAUUCUCCGUGUACCACGCGUUGCUAUUGGGGUAUAUUGCUGCCGGCGGACGGACAGAACAGAAUCUGAAGCAGGCGUUGAAGAUCUCAGACUCUAUGGACAAGGUGAACCUGCUGACAGCAUACAGAGUGGACAAAAGGUCACGAGAGAUGAACAAUAACAGCGACAGUUACGAGUUCACGAAUGCAAACAGGAUGUUUGUGGACAGCGGCCUGAACGUCAGACAAUGUGUGCGCGACCUACUUUUGGAUGAAUUGCAGGCGUUGAACUUCCAUGAGAACCCAGUCGCAGCUCGGGAAACCAUCAACAGCUGGGUAGAACGCGUUACAAAGAAUAAUAUCAAGGAUCUAAUACCCGCUGACGGUAUAUCCGAAGCCACCAAGCUGGUGCUGGCAAAUGCAGCGUAUUUCAAAGGCGUGUGGGCGUCCAAGUUCCUGGUCGAAAGAACGAAGAAGCAGGUGUUUUUUGUGUCUGAAACCCGACAGACCUUGUGGCCUUUUAUGAGACAGAAGGGAAUAUUUCAUUACAUGGUAAACGAUGACCUUGGAGCACAAAUCCUGGAACUUCCAUACAAGGGCAAUGACAUCAGCAUGUAUAUUCUUCUCCCGCCGUACUCCAUGAAGGAAGGAGUAUCGAAUAUAAUAGCGAAGUUGACACCUGAACGACUAGCCGCAGUUGUGGAGGAAGGCUAUAUGGGACGGGAGGUGGUGGUGGAAAUUCCCAAAUUCACAAUUGAAAGGAGCUUGCCUCUUCGUACGAUAUUGCAAAGUCUGGGCGCGGGCGAUCUUUUCAACGCAACAUCCGAUUUUUCAUCUCUCACUGAUGACCAUGGAAUAUACUUCGACGAUGCCAUGCAUAAAGCCAAGAUUCAAGUCGACGAAGAAGGUACGGUAGCAGCUGCUGCAACAGCGUUGUUCGGUUUUCGUUCCUCUCGUCCCGCGGAGCCGAGCGUCUUCAUAGCCAACUUCCCAUUCGUAUACAUUCUCUACGAGAAACCCACGAACUCAGUUCUCUUUAUGGGAGUCUUUAGGGACCCCAAGAAAUAA
This is a messenger RNA of Pieris macdunnoughi, 1230 nucleotides long. NCBI's taxonomy places the organism in Eukaryota, Metazoa, Arthropoda, Insecta, Lepidoptera, Pieridae. The record is from the annotation of a GenBank genome assembly.